This is a messenger RNA of Stylophora pistillata, 1005 nucleotides long. Its product is annotated as ribosomal RNA small subunit methyltransferase H-like. NCBI's taxonomy places the organism in Eukaryota, Metazoa, Cnidaria, Anthozoa, Scleractinia, Pocilloporidae. The record is from RefSeq and is a predicted model, not a curated record.
AUGUCUGUUCCCUCUUAUGCCCACCAACCCGUUAUGUUGAAAGAAGUUCUAGAAACCUUAGAGGCAGAUAAAGAAGGCCUCUAUGUUGAUGGAACCUUUGGGGUUGGAGGGUAUACCCAAGGUAUUUUAGAAGCGAACCCUAAAAAUCAUGUAAUUGCUAUUGAUCGUGAUCCUGAAGCGAAGGUGAGAUCUCAGCGAUUAAAAGAUAAGUAUCAAGAACGCUUUACAUUUUGUUCUGGGUGUUUUGGAGAAAUGAAUACUCUUGUGGAGCAAACGUUAGGGCACGGGCGUAAGGUUCAAGGAAUUUGUUUGGAUUUGGGGGUGUCUUCUCCGCAAUUAGAUCAAGCAGAGAGAGGGUUUUCUUUUCGCUUUGAGGGGCCUUUGGAUAUGCGUAUGAAUCCAGAGGGCUCAGAGCCAACAGCUGCAGAUGUUAUUGCUGAGAAAGAUGAGAAAGAACUGGCUGAUAUUUUUUGGCAAUUAGGGGAGGAGCGCUACUCUCGAAAAGUGGCUAGAAAAAUUAUUGAAGUUCGGAAAGAAAAAGAAAUUCGAACGACACAACAGCUAGCAGACAUUGUGCGCUCGGUUGUUUCCAAAGAACGGAGAGGGGGAAGUAAAAGGAGCUCUUCUAUUGACUCGGCUACACGUGUUUUUCAAGCACUGCGACUUUAUGUCAAUGAUGAACUGGGCGAGUUGGAGCGUGGAUUAAAAGCAGCAGAAGAAACUUUAGACAUUGGGGGACGUUUGGUGGUUGUGUCAUUCCACUCCCUAGAAGAUCGUCUGGUGAAGCGGUUUUUAAGAGAACGUUCAGAGACGAAAAAGGUGGUUUCGCGUUAUAUACCGCAGCACGUAGAAGAAGACAAAUAUUCUCCAACAUUUAUCACUCCGAUUCGCAAAGCUUUAAAACCCGGAGAAGAGGAAAUAAAUCUUAACCCAAGAGCACGUUCGGCACGUUUGCGUGUGGGGGUAAAGGUGCAGCUUUCAGAAAAUGAGAAGGGGGAACAAUGA